Molecule: messenger RNA, 1015 nt
Organism: Chara braunii
Lineage: Eukaryota; Viridiplantae; Streptophyta; Charophyceae; Charales; Characeae
Source: the annotation of a GenBank genome assembly
GGAUGGGGGUGAUUGUUUGAUCGACGUUUGUUUGGUUGUUUGCUCGAUUGAUUGAUUGAUUGAUUGAUUGAUUGAUUGAUUGAUUGAUUGAUUGGUUGAUUGAUCGGACGAUCAAGAAUCGAGCGAUUGGUAAGAGUCGUGAGAGGAUGGGGGUGACUCUUCGGUGCAAGGUGGUGGCAUUGGGAGAUGCGGGUGUGGGCAAAACGUCCUUGGUCGAUAUGCUUAAUGCGAAAGGGGCAAGCUUUCCAAAGAAUUACAAGAUGACAGCUGGCGUUAGUCUGGUCGUCGUCCCCAUUCCCCUCACUAUCUCGGGGGCUUCCAAGUUGAUGUCAACGACAAUGAUGAUGUCGAAGUCGCCCGGACUGAGCAGUGACGAAGACGAGCCGUUUUCACCUCUGGGAGGAGGAGGAGGGGGGGGGAUACUAGGAGGAGGAGAGGGAAGAUUAACACGAGGAGGAGGAGAAGGAAGAUUAGUAGGAAGAAGAAGAAGAGGAGGAGGAGGAGGAGGAGAUGGUGAUGAUGAAGAUGGGAAAGAUCCUGUGAUUGUCGAACUGUAUAUUUUCGACGUUGGGGGGCAAGAAAUUUUUCGUGAGCUGGCAAUCAAGUACUUAGAUAACGCGUCGAUGGUGUUGUUGAUUUAUGACACAACGAAUAUUAAAUCCUUUGAGAAUUGUGACAAAUGGCUGCAACUGCUUAAGAAAUGCCGCGGCGAUCGAGUCACACCAGGAGCACUAAUCGGGGCCAAAAUCGAUCUAACGGAACGACGACACGUGUCAUACGAUCAAGGCCUCGAAUUCGCGCAAUCCAACGGUCUGGAAUUUUUUGAAUGUUCCUCGUUACCUCCGGGAAUGGGAGUGGAACAACCCUUUUUGCAUAUCGCCAAUCAAUUUUAUAGAGCCUAUCAGAACGCCAUCCUGCGGAUGAGCCGCUCAUGAAUGAUUUGUCCCUCUUUUUUUUUUUUUUUUUUUUUUUAAGUACUACCGUAUUAGUAUUUCGAUAAAUUCUUUACUUAGUG